UCCACCAAACGGGAAGCAACGACGGCAGCUUGAUCUUUCAUUGGGAAGAAAAGAAGGUGAAAGGCGAGACGAAAACGUUAAGAAAUUGUCUUCGCCUCUCAGCCUCCAGCCAAAAUGAUCCACAGCCUGUUCCUAGUAAACGCCUCAGGGGACAUUUUCCUGGAGAAGCACUGGAAGAGCGUGGUCAGCCGUUCAGUGUGCGACUACUUCUUUGAGGCGCAGGAGCGUGCCACUGAGCCGGAGAACGUCCCACCAGUGAUCCCCACACCGCACCACUACCUUAUCAGUGUGCUCAGGCAUCGCAUCUACUUUGUGGCAGUCAUCCAGAGCGAGGUGCCGCCGCUCUUCGUCAUUGAGUUUCUGCACAGAGUUGUCGACACAUUCCAGGACUAUUUCGGAGUGUGUACAGAAGCUGCCAUCAAGGACAAUGUGGUAGUGGUCUAUGAACUACUGGAGGAGAUGCUGGACAACGGCUUUCCACUGGCCACAGAGUCGAACAUCCUCAAAGAACUCAUUAAGCCCCCCACCAUCCUCCGCACAAUGGUCAACACCAUCACAGGCAGCACCAACGUGGGUGAACAGCUCCCUACAGGCCAGCUGUCAGUGGUGCCAUGGCGACGCACUGGGGUGAAAUACACCAACAACGAAGCUUAUUUUGAUGUGGUGGAGGAGAUCGAUGCUAUCAUUGAUAAAUCAGGCUCCACCAUUACGGCAGAAAUCCAGGGAGUUAUUGAUGCCUGUGUAAAACUGACAGGAAUGCCUGACCUCACCCUAUCGUUUAUGAAUCCUCGGCUGCUGGACGAUGUCAGUUUCCACCCGUGUGUUCGGUUCAAGCGCUGGGAAGCCGAGCGGAUCCUCUCUUUCAUUCCCCCUGAUGGAAACUUCCGGUUGCUCUCCUACCACGUCAGCUCUCAGAACCUGGUGGCGAUCCCAGUUUACGUCAAGCACAACAUCACCUUCCGUGAGGGAAGCUCCCAGGGACGUUUUGACUUGACCCUUGGCCCCAAACAGACAAUGGGCAAGGCUGUGGAGUCGGUGUUAGUGAGCAGCCAGCUGCCCCGGGGAGUCCUCAACGCCAACCUCAACCCCUCCCAGGGAACAUACACCUUUGACCCAGUCACAAAGUUGUUGACAUGGGAUGUUGGUAAGAUCAACCCACAGAAGCUUCCCAGUCUGAAAGGUACAAUGAGCCUGCAGGCGGGGGCCUCCAAACCUGACGAGAACCCCACCAUCAACAUCCAAUUCAAGAUCCAACAGAUGGCCAUCUCAGGGCUAAAGGUGAACCGACUGGACAUGUAUGGUGAGAAGUAUAAACCUUUCAAAGGCAUCAAGUACAUGACAAAGGCUGGCAAGUUCCAGGUCCGGACAUAAAGACUACUGCUCUGUGACUACUGGACCAAACCACAAUGAGACUGAGGGGUGAUGUGAUGGGGGAAGGGGAGUUGGUACAUUCCCUAUGUAUAUGCAUUUCAGGAUUUACCUACACAAACUGGAGGCUCCUUGUAGCAGUUGAAAAUGGACCAUUUCUCUGUUGAGUUAAAAGCAUCAAACGUCCAGUCGACAGGUUACAGCUUUGAGUGAAUCUGCAGAGUUUGAACCAAUAAAUCAUUUCCAUCUCUAUCCAACCUGAACCAAGUUAUAUAACUCCUGAUUUAACACCAUUUUCACUGAUAAUUUUAAUCCUGAGCCCAAAUCAAACCCAAGCAGUUUACUAGUUUAUGUCAAUUCAGGCUCCAUCAAGUUCAGACAUAAAGUUCAAGCUCUGACAAACAAAUAAACAACAGGCCACAAUCUGAUGCUGUACUGUUUUAGUACUGUAUGACGCUACAUCCAAACUACUACAUUUUGGUUUUAAAACGCAUAAUUUUUGCUACAUUUACGCCUGAUGUCCACACUGCUCUGGAGUUUUUGAAAAUACAAAAAUGGAGACUUUUGGAAACACUUUGCAUUGUAGUGUAGACGGGUAGAAACGGAGACCUUUGGAAAUGGUGACGAAGACACCCAUGGUCGCUCCCUGUUUGGGUCUCAAUGGAUACAACUACCAGUGGUAAAUGCACCAUGGAUAACACAUUACAAGCAUCACUGACCUUGUUGUCUUUGCUAGCAGCGGUUGUGCAGUUAAAUUCUGCAUUUUAUAAUGCUACAACUGUCUUUGC
Messenger RNA from Seriola dumerili (greater amberjack), 2156 nucleotides. RefSeq names its product AP-3 complex subunit mu-2 (gene ap3m2). The record is from RefSeq and is a predicted model, not a curated record. Gene Ontology annotation, cellular component: clathrin adaptor complex; cytoplasmic vesicle. NCBI's taxonomy places the organism in Eukaryota, Metazoa, Chordata, Actinopteri, Carangiformes, Carangidae. The coding region runs from base 115 to 1371 and encodes 418 amino acids. Gene Ontology annotation, biological process: endocytosis; intracellular protein transport. The transcript has 9 exons.